UUGACUCCGCUGCCCUUUGGAGAUCGCAGCGUGUAACGUGAAUCCAGAGGCGUAGGGGGACAGGCAGCCCUGCAGCCAGCCUCCUGUCGUGGAGUCUGGCCGGAGGCGGCUGCUCCCGCUUCAUCUGCGGUCCGAGGCUGGGGGGUCCGAGGCCCGUCUGUCGGAGCUACUGCCCCGCGGCCAGGAGGAGCUGCCAUGGCCACCCGGCUGGGCGCACUCGCUGCGUCGGGGCUGUACCGGCGGCGCCAGCACCGCCAGAGCCCGCCGCCCUCCAUGCCCCGCAACAUGUCCAGCGCCUUGGCCAAUGCAGUGUGCCAGCGCUGCCAGGCGUGCUUCGGUCCCACCGAGCGGAUUGUCCACAGCAGCGGAGAGCUGUACCACGAGCACUGCUUCGUGUGUGCUCAGUGCUUCCGGCCCUUCCCCGAGGGGCUCUUCUACGAGUUUGAAGGCCGGAAGUACUGCGAACACGACUUCCAAAUGCUGUUUGCUCCGUGCUGUGGAUCAUGUGGUGAGUUCAUCAUCGGCCGUGUCAUCAAGGCCAUGAACAACAACUGGCACCCGGGGUGCUUCCGCUGUGAGCUGUGUGAUGUGGAGCUGGCUGACCUGGGCUUUGUGAAGAACGCGGGCAGGCACCUGUGCCGGCCUUGCCACAACCGUGAGAAGGCCAAGGGACUGGGCAAGUACAUCUGUCAGCGGUGCCACCUGGUCAUCGAGGAGCAGCCCCUCAUGUUCAAGAGUGAUGCGUACCACCCAGACCACUUCAGCUGCACCCACUGCAGGAAGGAGCUGACUGCUGAGGCCCGCGAGCUGAAGGGGGCGCUCUACUGCCUGCCAUGCCAUGACAAGAUGGGUGUCCCCAUCUGUGGGGCCUGCCGCCGGCCCAUCGAGGGCCGUGUGGUCAAUGCACUGGGCAAGCAGUGGCAUGUGGAGCACUUUGUCUGCGCCAAGUGUGAGAAGCCAUUCCUGGGGCACCGGCACUAUGAGAAGAAGGGCCUGGCCUACUGUGAGACCCACUACAACCAGCUCUUCGGGGACGUCUGCUACAGCUGCAGCCAUGUGAUCGAGGGUGAUGUGGUGUCAGCCCUCAACAAGGCCUGGUGUGUGAACUGCUUCUCCUGCUCCACCUGCAACAGCAAGCUCACCCUGAAGAACAAGUUUGUGGAGUUUGACAUGAAGCCUGUGUGUAAGAGAUGCUACGAGAAGUUCCCUCUGGAGCUGAAGAAGCGGCUGAAGAAGCUGUCGGAGCUGGCCGCCUGCAAGGCCAGCCCCAAGCCUGUGAGCCUCAACUCCACCUGACAGACCUCCUCUCCUCCUCCCCCUGCAGCGCUCCUGCCCACCUGUGCGCCACCUCCACUCCUCACAUCAUGUCCUUUCCUCUGUCCCCUCCACCUUCCCUCUCUGCUCUUUUCCUCCCCUUUUCUUUAGUCCUUGUCCCUCUCUCCCCUUCUCUCCCCAGGCAGCUCUUGGCUCCCUUCCCUGGGUUCCUCUCCCUCCUGCUCUGUAGGCACAGGGCAGAGGCAGGGCCCUGGAGGUGGUGAGCCUGUGACAGGCCUGUGCCUGCACACUUUAGCCUGAGUUCCUCCAGGGACAGGAGUGAAUUGGGCCUGGGGUCACCUGGCGCUGGACCUGGGCCAUUGCCCCCACGCUGCUCCUCUGACAUGUCCCAUCCUCACAGGGGCCUGGUGGCUCACAGUCUUCUCUGGGGGUUUGGCCAGCCCCUGCCUGAGUGCAUAAAUGUAGCCCCACACAGCCAGGCAGCUGCCCCAGCCCCAGGACCAGGGCCAUGUGAAAGGGGGCUUCUGGGGAGCCACCCUCGCAUCCCUCAGUCAUGCACUCACUCAGCUAAGUAGGAUCCAUGUGCCCGAACAAGCCAGCCAGUCCUGCCACCUCACCUCAUGGAUCAGCAGGAGGGACAAGGACCCCACUCCCCCCAUCACUCAGGAGCUUCUGUUCUGAAGUCCGGGCUUGGCCACUCCACCCCGAGCCUGGGCUCCUCUGUGGUCAUCUCCAGCUGCACCCCCACCCCCAGGGUGCGGCUGGGGACCAGGAGAUCGUGGGGUCAGGUGGGUGGCUCAUUCCUACCCUCCAGGGAGGACACUUCCUCUGUGGCCGGCACAGGACCUGGUGUUGGGACUCACUCUUGCACAAUGAAUGAAGGCUUAUUCACACAA
This is a messenger RNA of Hipposideros armiger (great roundleaf bat), 2171 nucleotides long. It is a transcript of the gene LIMS2, whose product is annotated as LIM zinc finger domain containing 2. Gene Ontology annotation, biological process: positive regulation of substrate adhesion-dependent cell spreading; cell-cell junction organization; positive regulation of integrin-mediated signaling pathway. Bases 196 to 1296 code for a protein of 366 amino acids. The transcript has 10 exons. The record is from RefSeq and is a predicted model, not a curated record. Gene Ontology annotation, cellular component: focal adhesion; cytoplasm; cell-cell junction. Lineage: Eukaryota; Metazoa; Chordata; Mammalia; Chiroptera; Hipposideridae.